CUCCUCUGCUCCCUUUUCCUCCACCUUUCCCCCUCCUCCUUCUCCUUUGUCUUACUGUGGAGCUGCUGUCGUGUUUGUGUGUUUUUGCGGUUGUGAUGUUGGGGGAGGGGGGAGAUAUGGCAGUGGUGGCUUCGGUGGCGAUGACGAAGACUGGAGCGUGAGGCAGCUGGAGGAAAAAGGAGCUGCAAGUGUCGCAGCUCUGGCAAGCUCUCUUGGAGCAGUGACUGGACGCUUCCCCUCCUACUCUCCAGACUGUCCAUCCUCGAUGGCUGCGUGCUCUGCUUCCCUCUGCGAGGGCUCCGGUUAGGCUGAGCAGCCAUUGGGGAGAAGGACCCAUGGUCUUUGGCCACAGCUCCGAUUGCAGGCGGCGGAUUAAGAAGAAUUGGUUCUUCUCACCAGGGCUGGUGCGAAGCAGCAGUGCUGAGCCGAGGGGUCCCCUCCCUGCGCUCGGGCAAGCCGGCAGGUGUCUCUGCUCGUGGUUAUGCUUGUUCUGCCCCGAGUCGGUGGUCAGAGUCCUCCGUCCAGAGAUCAUCGGCUGCAGAAUCAAGCGUUCCUGCUACUCUUCCUAGGUUGAUGCCCCCGCUGCCCCCUGCCUAGGCUUGAGUGCGCUGAGAGCCCGUUCCCCAGGAAGAGAAGUCUCUAGCCAUGUAUUUUCUCAGUGGCUGGCCCAAGAGGCUGUCAUGUCCUUUGGAAUCCGUGGAGCAACCCCUUCACAUCCAGGCAGAUCCCCAAAAGGCUUUCUUCAUGGUGUUAUUCCCAUCUCAGCUCAGCAUCUGGUACAGCAGACCCAGUGUAUUAAUUGUAAGCUACAAGGAACCAUCAAAAUCAACUUCCCAGUUCGGACCUUAUAAAGGAGCAGAAUGGAGGCCUGAUAGUACCAUGAUAGCUGUUUCGACUGUAAAUGGAUACAUCUUAUUUUUUGAUAUCCUGUCAUCAAGAGAAAAAUAUAUUUAUGAGCCUGUGUAUCCCAAAGAAAGCUCACAUGUGAAGAGGACCCUGCAUUAUAAGGAAGAACAAUGUGUUCCUUCAUUAAAUAUACAAAUGAAGAAAGUGCUGGACUUACAAGCAUCUAUAUCAAGUUUGCAGUGUAUGGUAGAGGAUCUACUUGUUGCUACUGCUGAUGGAUAUCUCCAUCUUAUUCACUGGGAUGGCAUGACCAAUGGGAGGAAGGUCAUCAACCUAUGUACAGUACCAUUUUCAGUAGACCUGCAGUCUUCUAGAGCAGGUUCAUUUUUGGGCUUCAAAGAUGCUCGCAUCAGAGAUAUGGAAUAUUGUGCCACGCUUAAUGGGUUUGCUGUUGUUUUUAAUGAUGGCAGGAUUGGUUUCCUUACAUCAGUCUCAAGUAGAUUCACUGCUGAGCAGCUCUAUGGUGUUUGCUUACAAGAUGUGGUUGAUGGAACUUGUGUGGCAGUAAAUAACAAAUACAGACUAAUGGCAUUUGGAUGUGUCAACGGCUCUGUGCAGGUUUAUACAAUGGAUAUCACUACUGGAGCCAUGCAACUUUCUCAUAAAUUGGAGUUGAUGCCAAAACAAUAUCCUGAUAUUUGGAAUAAAACAGGACCAGUUAAACUGAUCAGGUGGUCUCCUGAUGGUUGUGCUGUUAUGGUGACCUGGAAAUGUGGAGGCAUGUCCUUAUGGAGUGUUUUUGGUGCCCAGCUUAUUUGUACUCUAGGAGGAGAUUUUGUGUAUCGUUCUGAUGGUAUUAAAAAGGACCCUUUAAAGAUCCAUUCUAUGAGUUGGGGUUCAGAAGGAUAUCACCUGUGGGUGAUUGAUGGGAAUUGUUCUCAAAAUACAAAGUGUAAAAGAGAUGCAAAGAAGGAAGCUCCCCAAUUUAGUAUUUUGCAAUUUCAAUUCAUCAAGAGUGCACUCGCUGUUAACCCUUGUAUGAGUAACCAGGAACAAGUCCUUCUUCAAGGAGAAGAUUGUUUGUACUUGAACUGUGGAGAUGCCAAACAGGUCCAGAGUCCCAGAAAUACUUUGCUGCACCCUGAACAUAAGCCUGCCAGGGGCAGAGGCCCAUUUUCAGAUGGUGGUUUAGAUUCUCAGAGUUUAAGCACUUUAUUAGGACACAGACAUUGGCAUGUUGUACAGAUUCAUAGUACAUAUCUAGAGAGCAACUGGCCUAUAAAGUUUUCAGCCAUUGACAAGCUGGGGCAGAAUGUAGCUGUGGUUGGCAAGUUUGGUUUUGCACAUUAUUCUUUAAUCACAAAAAAGUGGAAGCUGUUUGGAAAUGUUGCCCAGGAGCAAAAUAUGAUGGUAACAGGUGGCUUAGCCUGGUGGAAUGAUUUCAUUGUUCUUGCAUGUUAUAAUUUAAAUGACCAUCAGGAAGAGCUGAGAACUUACCCACAAACAUCUAAUCUUGAUAAUACAUUUGCAUCCGUCGCUAAAGUACAAGCAGACACAUUACUGCUCAGUGUCUUCCGGGACAUCGUAAUAUUGUUCAGAGCAGAUUGUUCUAUUUGCCUUUACAGUAUUGAGAGAAGACCUGAUAGUCUUAACCCUACUGCCAGUGUCCAAGUUCUUCAAGAAGUAUCUAUGUCUCGAUACAUUCCUCAUCCUUUUCUUGUAGUGUCUGUUACUUUGACAUCAGUGAGGACAGAGACUGGCAUCGGCCUAAAAAUGUCUCAGCAGGCCUGUGAGGCUGAAAGCAUUAUGUUAAACUUAGCAGGACAACUCAUCAUGUUGCAAAGGGAUCGAUCUGGCCCCCAGAUACGAGAGAAGGAUAAUAAUCCUAACCAAAGGAAGCUUCUGCCUUUUUGUGCUCCAGUUGUAGUAGCCCAGUCUGUUGAAAAUGUCUGGACUACUUGCAGGCUUGAGAAACAGAAACACCACUUACUGGAGGCUCUCUGGCUCAGCUGUGGUGGGGCAGGUAUGAAAGUCUGGCUUCCUCUAUUUCCCAGAGAUCAUCGAAAACCACAUUCCUUUCUGUCAAGGCGGAUCAUGCUGCCUUUCCACAUCAACAUAUACCCAUUGGCUGUCUUGUUUGAAGAUGCCUUGGUUCUUGGUGCUGUUAAUGACACUGUGCUCUAUGACUGUUUAUACACUCAAACCAGUGCUAGAGAACACUCAGAGGUCCUCUUUCCUUUCUGCAUUGUUGAGAGAACCUCUCAGAUCUACCUCCAUCACGUUUUACGCCAGCUUUUGGUUAGGAACCUCGGUGAGCAAGCCUUGCUUUUGGCCCACUCCUGUGCCACGUUACCAUACUUUCCUCACGUACUAGAACUGAUGCUUCAUGAAGUGCUGGAAGAAGAAGCUACCUCACAGGAACCCAUUCCUGACCCUCUGCUUCCCACUGUGGUGAAGUUCAUUACAGAAUUCCCCCUUUUCCUGCAGACAGUUGUUCAUUGUGCUAGGAAGACAGAAUACGCCCUGUGGAAUUACCUUUUUGCUGCUGUCGGAAACCCAAAGGACUUAUUUGAGGAGUGUUUAAUGGCCCAGGAUUUAGACACAGCUGCCUCUUAUCUUAUUAUCUUACAGAAUAUGGAAGCUCCAGGAGUUAGUAGACAGCAUGCUACUCUCCUAUUUAACACUGCCUUAGAGCAGGAAAAGUGGGACCUUUGUCGUCAUAUGAUUAGAUUUCUUAAAGCCAUUGGCUCUGGAGAAUUGGAGACGCCUCCAGCUACACCAACACUUCAGGAACCCAGUUCAAGUGGUGGCUUUGAGUUCUUCAGACACGGCAGCAUUAGUUUAUCCCAAUCAGCAGAGCAUUUCCAUAGCAAAUUCAACCUACAGAAAACACUGAGUAUGCCCUCUGGUCCAUCUGGAAAAAGGUGGAUUAAAGACUGUGACGAGAACAUGUACAUUGAUAUGAUGCUUUGGCGACAUGCUCGGCAUCUGCUAGAAGAAAUCAAACUCAAAGACCUUGGUUGCUUUGCUGCACAGUUAAGCUUUGAGCUGAUUGGCUGGCUGCGUAAGGAGCGAACCAGAGCUGCAUGUGUGGAGGAUUUUGUGACUGCUUUGAAAAAACUACAUGAGGAUUUCCUCUGGCCAUUUCCAGUCAUACCAGCUUCCUCUAUUAAUUCACCCUUCAAGACUGGAAAGUACAGGGCAGGCACCUUUCUAAAUGUGGAAAUGGACACAGGGGUUCCAAACAUACCUCGGAGUCAUAGCUGGCUUGGCACUAUUAGCUCCUCUCAGAGAGAGGUUGACACAGUUUCAUCCCAUGGACCCCCCAUGCAAGAUACAUUCCUUUCCCCUUUGUUAAAUAAAGGUGAUGAAUGCAGCAUUGGUUCAGCAACAGACCUGACUGAAGCCAGUUCUAUGGUGGAUGGUGACUGGACCAUGGUGGAUGAAAAUUCCUCUAGUCUUAGUUUAACUCAGUCAGAGCUUGAGCAUCUCUCUCUGGAACUGGCUUGUAAAGGGCCCCAUAAGUCACAGGUCCAACUACAGUAUUUACUACAUAUCUUCAUGGAAGCAGGGUGUCUAGAUUGGUGUAUUAUCAUAGGCUUUAUUCUCAGAGAAUCUUCAGUAAUUAACCAGAUUUUUAGUAUAAUGCAAUCUUCUGAUAUUGAUGGAGAAAUCUGUCAGAAUAUCAAGACUGGCCUAUGUGCUAUUGAUGAAUGGGCUUCCACAGAUUGCCCUGGGUACAAGCCAUUUAUAAACAUCAUCAAACCACAGAUCCAGAAACUAAAUGAGAUAACAGACGAGCAAGUGCAGCCUGAAGCUUUUCAGCCAGUGAAUCCUUCUAAUGUCACAAAACAAGCAAGCCCUGGAGUUGAGGAAAGCAUGACUUCGUCUAGCCAUUGCACUAAUCCUCAGAGUGAUGCUGCUAAUAGCAGUGUAAUCAGACAUGAAGAGGACAAGUCUACAACAGAGGAAAAGGAUUCUUUCCAAGAUGACAGUUAUGACUGCACUAUGUCUUAAUUGGAAGAUGACAACUCUCUAAGAAUUAGGUGUGGAAAGAAGUAAAUCAGCUUUUAGAAAUGCUUCCACAUUUGGAAUUAAAUUAUGUAAAAAAAAAAAAUUAAUCUUUAUAGAGAAGUAUAGUACAACUGAAACUGUUUCAUCUAAUACAGUUGCAAAAGAAGGCAAGACUUGUAAAGCUGCAAGAUUUCAGCAUAAAAAACACUUUGGUACUUGAUCAUGUUGAGGGACCAUGAAUGCAGCUGUAGACAGGUGCGACUAGUAUUUAAUCAGUUCUUUGCAUUAAAUGUGUUCUGGAGAACCUUCUUUCUUAGUAUCUCCUGUUCAAGUAUAAAAGAGAGGAGAUGAAAAUUGUUAUCUUUCCCAGCUUGCUAUUUUUUCUUAUGAAUUACAAAGUACAUAGAAGCUAAGCAUUCAGCUGCUUGAUUGCCUAAAAGAUGCUUUGUAUCAAAGAACUGUAAAAUACUGUGUGGUUUUGUGAAUGCUCUUCUACAAAUAUUCAAGGUCGUACCAUAUUUGAAGAUACUGAUAUGUACUGUAUGUUUCUAGAUAACUAGUGAAAUUUAAGUGGAAUUGUGCAUCCUUCUGGAUGAGGCAUAUUGUUACUAACUUAUUAGUGGUGCUAGGUAGCUUAACAUUUUUUAAACCAGCUACUCAGUUCCUACAGUUGGUUUAGGGUGAUUGGUGAAGGUUAUUUCACUUUUAAAAAAAAAAUUCAGAAAAGAAUUUACAUGUAAAUAUUCACUUAUGUACUCUUGCUACUAAAGUUUACUUAAACAGCUCAUACUUAAACAUUAUAAUGGACAUACUUAUAACUAAAUAAGACUAACUUUCAUACAAUGUUGCAGACUCUGAAAAGUCUAUUGCUUUUACGAUACUUCUCUUCCAAGCUGCUGUCCUUAUGUAAUAACUGCCCGUAAUGGUAUUAACUUAAGUAUCAUCUUGUUUGUACUGUACCAUCUGAGAGCAAAAAUGCAGCAUUGUUUAUUUUAUAUGAAACAGUUCAUUUCUUAUAACAUCACCUGAUUACUCAUAUGGACUAAAUGUGUUGUCAUAUAGUAGCUACACCACCUAUCAGUUUCCCAGAGCAUUUAAAUCCCAAAACUUAAAAACACUAUUAAGUUGAAAAAAAUUUUGUUUACUUGUAUAGUUCAUUUACAGAUAGCAUUAAGUGCUUUAAAGCAUAUGAAUAUUAAACUAUUGCUUUACAGUAGCUUUUUAUGCCCAAUAAAACCAGUGCAAAUGUAAUAAUGGAUGAGUGCAUUCCAACUCCUCAACUGGAAACUCAAAUGGAACUCCAAAAAAUCAGAGUUGCAGUAACUGAUGCAAAGCAAUCCUAUUUGAGUCCCAACUUCGUUUAGUUGACAUUUUAGAUACAGGUUUCAGAUAAUGUCUAUCGUACUGCUAAAAGAAAUGGUUCAUUCCAAAUUAGAACUUAUUAGCCUAGUGUGAGCUGACUUUAAAAUCCAUUACUAUAAGCAGGGUUUUUUUCAGAAAAAUAGUUUUCUAAGUUUCCAUGUUCAAUCAAAUAAAAGCUGUUCUUCAAGUUAA
Messenger RNA from Dromaius novaehollandiae (emu), 6414 nucleotides. RefSeq names its product guanine nucleotide exchange factor subunit RIC1-like. Gene Ontology annotation, cellular component: Ric1-Rgp1 guanyl-nucleotide exchange factor complex; cytosol; Golgi membrane. Gene Ontology annotation, molecular function: protein binding. Bases 646 to 4863 code for a protein of 1405 amino acids. Lineage: Eukaryota; Metazoa; Chordata; Aves; Casuariiformes; Dromaiidae. The record is from RefSeq and is a predicted model, not a curated record. Gene Ontology annotation, biological process: retrograde transport, endosome to Golgi; intracellular protein transport. The transcript is spliced from 26 exons.